AUGAAAAAGGUGGGGAAAGAAGCAAUAAAAGAGAAAAGGGUUAGAAAAGAUGACAAAGAGAGUACGAAGUGGUGGUGGGAGUAUAAAAAAAAGGUGAGGGAGAGAAUAGGAGAAAGAAGAGGCGAAGAUAGGGAGAGCAGGAGUAAAGAGAAGGGCUUGUUGUCGUCGCCGUUUUGCCACCGCCAGGCUGCUGUAUCGCCACUGAGGAUCUCGAAGGGAUGUCUCGCCGCCGUUGUGCUCUGUCGCCGCACUGCCGUUGACUGGAGCUCGCCGCUGAGCUGCUGCACCGUCUCCAAGCCGUUGCGUCACCGCUCAUCUCUUCUUCACCAUCGCCGCUCAUCACCAUGGUUGUAUCCUCUGUCACCAGAUAUAAAAUCAGGACAUGGAUUUGUUGUUGGAGAUGAAGGGUACAGGCAGGACAGUGACAUUCAGAAAGUUAAGCUUUCAAGGGAGGCAUUGACACAGCUCUCCAAGUUAGUUGAGUCCAGAGUUAGUACAGGUCUCGAUACGAUCUUAACACUAUUCUAUUCCUUUUGGAAUUGGGGCUGCUACCAGGUUAGAUUAAAUACUAUCUACCAUAAAUCUUCUAUUUGCAUAUCUAGAGGCUGUGGAUGGCAGCACCUUGGGCCUUUCAUAAAUCUAAGAGCAUUCUACCUAUGUGGGAUUUCACUUGCUGCAACAUUGGCAUUUUGGGUCAAAUUAAGAGGUAAAGAACUUUGGAUUGGUAUGACCAUCUUUUCUAAGUUUAAACAGCAUCCUCCCCCUCUCCCUGUAACUUAUAUUUGUCAAUUUGCACCAGGUUCCAUUUUUUUCUGAUCUUGUAGCUGAUGAAGUCUCUAGGUUAAUUUUAAUUUUGUUGUUUAGAUUUUGUAUGAAUUUAAUUAGACUUGAAUUUUUAGGUUUAACUUAGUUUGAAUUAGGAUUUCAAAUUAGAAUUAGCUUUAGUUGGUGAACUUUGAACAUGUUAUUCUAGUUCUUGAGU
Arachis ipaensis is the source of this 982-nucleotide messenger RNA. NCBI's taxonomy places the organism in Eukaryota, Viridiplantae, Streptophyta, Magnoliopsida, Fabales, Fabaceae. The record is from RefSeq and is a predicted model, not a curated record.